GCGCGGAAAGUACCCGUACGAUGCGGGUUUGGCGUUGACGGCGAUGGACCAGCGCGUCGCCGCGUACCUGCGCGACCCGACGUCGUUCGCCAAGGAGAAGGAGUCGCGGCCGAGCAAGAGGAGCCGCCGCGAUGCCCCUGCCGUGUCGCGCCAAUCGGCCGGCCCACAUGAUCAUGCACCUUUCGCCAGUGGACCGAGCCGGCCGAGCGUGCGCGGCCCAGCGGUGCCAACAGAGGGUUGGGAGGGGCGAGGGUGCCUCAGCGGUGCGGGGAGAGGUGCGGCCAGGCGCCUCCUGCGCACGAGAGGUCGAAACUCCUUGUCGUGACUCUUGCUUGACGCGGGGAGAACGGAUGUCGAGAAGCUUGGGAGAUGGGAGCUGGGAGGUUAUGUACUGUCAAGGCGGGUCGGACUAGGGGUCGGAUCCGCAGCAGCGCGCUCGCGCAGCAAACGUCAGUCGAAGAUGCGUCGCCGUUGUUUAUGUGGUACCCAGGGUGUCUGUGAGUCGCACACAGACGCACGUCUCUGUGGGGGGACUUUUUCUUUUUUCCAAAGCCCGGGACACGCCC
Messenger RNA from Emiliania huxleyi CCMP1516, 566 nucleotides. RefSeq lists its product as hypothetical. NCBI's taxonomy places the organism in Eukaryota, Haptophyta, Isochrysidales, Noelaerhabdaceae. The record is from RefSeq and is a predicted model, not a curated record. The transcript has 2 exons. Bases 44 to 325 code for a protein of 93 amino acids.